Cucurbita maxima (winter squash) is the source of this 742-nucleotide messenger RNA. RefSeq names its product cyclin-dependent protein kinase inhibitor SMR1-like. Gene Ontology annotation, biological process: regulation of DNA endoreduplication. Bases 116 to 490 code for a protein of 124 amino acids. NCBI's taxonomy places the organism in Eukaryota, Viridiplantae, Streptophyta, Magnoliopsida, Cucurbitales, Cucurbitaceae. The transcript has a single exon. The record is from RefSeq and is a predicted model, not a curated record.
UUCCACGAAACAAACGCCUUUAUCGCGUGUUCAUCCAUCCACUUUCCUUUCCUUUCCUUUCAUCUUCCUUUUCCUCUGCACGAAUCCUUUCCUCCAAUCUUUCAACCUUUCCGCCAUGUCCAUGGACCUUGAAUUCCCUGAAAAUCUCCCUAAAAUCCGCCUUCCUUUACAGGUUCGAUCGCCUCCCAAGCCUUCAAAUUCCAUCAACAUCCCUUCCUCCGUCUCCGAUCACGACGGCGCCGACCUUGACCACCGCGGCUGCCGGACGCCGACCUCUGCCGAGCACAAGAUUCCGAAGAUCAUCAGCUGUCCUGGAGCGCCGAGGAAGCCGAAGCGCCCUCCCGUACCUUGCAAGAGGAAGUUGACCAUGGAGCUCAAAUUCUUUGAGUUCGUGAAUCAAGAAGAAGUCGAUAAUUUCUUCCGAUCCGCUUACGAUCUCGAAGCUUCUUCCGCGGCGCCGCCGAAGAGGAGCUGCUGCCGGUCAGCCUGAUAAUCCAGAUUGUCGGUUUGAGCCCUAAAUUACUACACCGAUUAUAGAAAAUCAAUUUUUCUUUAAUUCUUUUCUUUUCUUUCUUUUUUUUUCCCCCCUUUCCUUUCCCUCCGAUAGCGAGUCAGCUCUUGAUGUGUAUUAUUAUUACACGUACAUACCACAUGGAAUCGAAUCGAAUCGAAUGCAAGUCCUCUUUGCAUCAUCAUCGGAGAUAGAUAAUCGUAUUUCCCGAAACAAACAGAACAUUCCGCA